Oxyura jamaicensis (ruddy duck) is the source of this 4800-nucleotide messenger RNA. RefSeq names its product calcitonin receptor like receptor (gene CALCRL). Gene Ontology annotation, molecular function: adrenomedullin receptor activity; calcitonin receptor activity; calcitonin gene-related peptide receptor activity. NCBI's taxonomy places the organism in Eukaryota, Metazoa, Chordata, Aves, Anseriformes, Anatidae. Gene Ontology annotation, biological process: adenylate cyclase-activating G protein-coupled receptor signaling pathway; cell surface receptor signaling pathway; angiogenesis. Bases 526 to 1929 code for a protein of 467 amino acids. The transcript has 13 exons. Gene Ontology annotation, cellular component: plasma membrane. The record is from RefSeq and is a predicted model, not a curated record.
AGCUCGAUUCUGAGCCGCAGCACAGCUUUGGCUGUGGAAGCGUGCCUCCGUGCGGCUUCUCAGCCCUGCCAGCUGGGCUGGAGCAGCCCCUCUCCUUGUGGCGGAGAGGGACACAGCUCUUACCCUGCACCCUGUCCCGGAGGCGCUGAAUCCCACCUCCUGGCUCUGCCCCCCACUUCCCACCGCUUCGGCAUCCCCCCCGGAGCUCCUCGCCUUGCCGGGGCCGUGCCGUCGGAGCCGGAGAAGCCGAGGCGAGGCGGGCUGCGGGCGGGGUCUGGCUGAUGUAACAGGAAGCCCCGCUGGCUGCCUGCCGCCGCUCCCCGUCCCCAGCUGAGCCGCUCCCGCUGCUGCCCGAGCAGCGCCGCGCUCCGCCGGGCGCCACUGCCCCGCAGCCAGCGGCACCAGCGGGCUGCCAGCCGCCGGGAGAGGAGGCGAGCAGAGGCAAAGCCAGCCAGAGCCCACCGGAGUUGAGCCUGUUUGAGUUCAUUUGAUUGCAACAUAAAAUACGCUGCACCAGAUACAGAAAUGACAAAAAACUGGAUAACAUUUUUGCUGUUCUUCCUCUUGGUUACUAUGUUUUUUGCCACUGCCAUACCAGCUGAGGGGCAUCAGAAUAUGACAGAUGACUUCGCUCAACUGAGUGUUACACGGAAUAAAAUUAUGACAGCACAGUAUGAAUGCUACCAGAAAAUUAUGCAAGAUCCCAUUCAUAGGAAAGAAGGUCCUUACUGUAACAGGACAUGGGAUGGCUGGUUGUGCUGGAGUGAUGUUGCUGCAGGAACUGUGUCAGUACAGCGUUGUCCUGACUACUUUCAGGAUUUCAAUCCAUCAGAAAAAGUGACGAAGAUCUGUGAUCCAAGUGGGAACUGGUUUAGACACCCAGAAAGCAACAGGACAUGGACAAACUACACCCAGUGUAAUAUCUAUACGCAUGAAAAAGUGAAGACGGCUCUGAACUUGUAUUAUUUGGCCAUCAUAGGACAUGGUCUCUCAAUUGCAUCGCUUCUGAUUUCUCUUGGCAUAUUCUUUUAUUUUAAGAGCUUGAGUUGCCAAAGGAUUACCCUGCAUAAAAAUCUAUUUUUCUCUUUUGUUUGCAACUCUGUUGUAACGAUAAUUUCACUGACUGCAAUUGCCAACAAUCAGGAGUUAGUUGCAACUAAUCCAAUUAGCUGCAAAGUGUCACAGUUCAUCUACCUGUACCUAAUGGGGUGCAACUACUUCUGGAUGCUGUGUGAAGGCGUUUACCUGCAUACUCUUAUUGUGGUGGCUGUUUUUGCUGAGAAACAGCACUUGAUGUGGUAUUACCUUCUUGGCUGGGGUUUUCCACUGAUCCCUGCCUGCAUACAUGCUGUUGCUAGAACUUUGUAUUAUAAUGACAACUGUUGGAUCAGCUCUGAUACUCAUCUGCUGUACAUCAUCCAUGGUCCUAUUUGUGCUGCUCUAUUGGUGAAUCUCUUCUUCCUGCUGAAUAUCGUCCGUGUUCUCAUAACAAAGCUGAAAGACACCCACAAGGCAGAAUCCAACCUGUACAUGAAAGCAGUGAGAGCUACCCUGAUUCUUGUCCCCCUGCUUGGCAUUGAGUUUGUGCUGUUUCCAUGGCGACCAGAAGGCCCGAUCGCUGAGGAAGUCUAUGACUAUGUGAUGCACAUCCUUAUGCAUUACCAGGGUCUACUGGUGGCUACAAUUUUCUGCUUUUUUAAUGGAGAGGUCCAAGCCGUUUUGAGAAGACACUGGAAUCAGUAUAAAAUCCAAUUUGAGCACAGCUUCAGCCACUCAGAUGCUAUGCGCACUGCUUCCUACACUGUAUCAUCAAUCAGUGAUGUUCAAGGCUAUGGCUACAAUCACGACUGCACCAGUGAACAUUUAAAUGGGAAGGGCUGUCAUGACAUGGAGAGUGUUGUUUUAAAAACUGAGAAGCUGUAUGGUUGACUGCCAAAGACUUGGCCUACGCCAGAGUGUUCACCGUCAUAGCUCGUGAACUUGAAGUUUGAUUUAAUGACUUCACGGCCAGAAGAUUUUACCUAACUUGGGAUAUGUUUUUCUCCUGCAAACAAAACCAACACAUUUUUCGUAUGUAUAUAUACAUAUGUUUGUGUUUCUUUGUAUCUAUAUAGUAUGGACAUCCAUAUAUCUAUCUAUAUGUGCAUUUAUGUAAGGAUACAAACUUUGCCUCUUCAGUUUCUACUGUGUAGACCAAGUUGGCAAUUUUUUGUAUAAAGGGAAUCAAUGAAGGAUUUCUUACUUUCUUGGAAGUUUGUAUAAAGACUGUUGUACUGAAACCACUUCAUUUGCCUAUAGAAACUUAAGGUGUAAAUAACAUACUGUACUGUCUUAAUUCAACCUCAAACUGAAAAAAGGAAAAUGGUUAAAAUAGGUGCAAUAAUUACAGUAGAUUGUCCCGUUUAAUUAUGUCUAGCAUUUGACUGUCCAAAAAAAAAAAAAAAAGGUAGCCUGAGAUAACAGACUCAAAUAUAUUGAUGCUGAGCCAGUUUGAUUUGAUUUUGCCACUAUUUUAAAUGAAGCAUUAGAGAUGCCAGUGCAAGUUUAAGAUUCUACUUAGUUCUGUAUUGCAAUGUAAAGAUUUACAGCUAGCUUUGAAACCUUUUAUUUAAACUGUUUUGACACACGCAGGAGUGUCUCCUCAAGUUUGUCGAAGUUUCUUAGCAACUUUACUGCAGACCAGAUCAAUGAGGCCUUACUGCCAGAAAGAAAAGUAGUAACCUGAAUACCUGUACCAUCCUGACACUAAUGCAGGCUGAUGGAACUUCACUGUGUGCUUAAGCAAUUUACUCAACUGGAAAGAGAUCAUACAGAUUGUGUUGUUGUCAUGUUGUUUUUUUUGUUUUCCUUUCAGGUAUUUCCAUGGCCAUAUGCUUAAUAAUUUAUUCCUUCAUUUUUGGGGCAACAUUUUUGAUUAAUCUUGUGGCUUGUUUUGUCUGAGAAAAGUAUGAAGGACUGAACGCAGUGCAAAUGGUAUACUACCUUUAAAGCCAGUGUAUGAGAAUUCAGAUUAAUCAAUCAAAUUAAUGUUAUUAACAUAGGAUUUUAUUAUUUGGAAAAAUCCACUAUAAGCUUAUUCUUACAAAGCUUCAAAAACAUUAUGGAUUGAGAAUAUUAUUUUGGGUGUGCUUGAUUCUGAACAGGACUUAAAAGUUUUUUCUUUUGGUUCUACUGCUAAAGGCCUUAUUGAAAACUGAGGAGGCUGAUGGGAAGGUCUUGAGAAAAUCUAACUAUAGCAAUCUAUGUUUUUGUAAAUCUUUAUGCUUUAAAGAAAUAAGGGUUUUCAUUAGAGAAAUGACAAAAUUGCUAAAGAAUGAGAGGAUGGUAAAAGGUGAAUUUAUAAAAGUCUUACUAAAAAGCUCAGAAGUAGAAAAAGGUUUUAAUAGUUUAUUUUGCAGAUAAGCCUACUUCAAAAAGUAGGGGAAGAAGAGGAAAAGUGGAUACUGGAGUUGAUAGACUAUUGUAAUGCUAACAUACAUCUGGUAAGCAAGUCAACAAGCUUAAAGACAGUUCUUUCUGAGACCACUUUAAAGUACUUAGGUUUGUAUAUGAAGAACUUGAUUUUAACAUUUAAAUAUUUUUGUCAGUAACCUUUCUGUAAGCUUCAUUAGCAUUUAAUUAAUUUGCUGUCACAGUGUUUAUUGGCUUGUGACUUCAUAAGGCUUUAAAUGCUUUAUAUUUUGAAGGAGAACACUAGGAGGAUGCAGUAAAUUCAUGCCACUUGCACCUUUCCCUAGUGGUUUUUUUUUGUUUGUUUGUUUGUUUGUUUUACGGUUAUGUCUGGGAUUUGAAUUUAGAAAGUAUUUUGUUAAUAUUGUAGUUUCAUAACAUAGAAUCUCUGCUAAGCUGUUAAAAUCAAGAUUUCUCUUCUGGAAGGCUGUUUGAUUGGUAGUGAAAAUCAGUUGGGUGCUAUACUAAAGGGCAGCGUGAAAUGUCACAAUCAGAUGUCACAGUCUCUUAUAAGAAUACAGUGAUGGCAUCUGUUAUAACAUAAUUAGAGAUUGCUACUCUGCUUGCUGAUCUAUGUAGUGCUACUUAAAAGUCUGUGCGAUGUUCUGAAAGUACUAGUGCAGAAAAUCCCUGAUCUGAUAUAGCAGCUUUGGUAUAGCUCUGGGAGUGCCGGAUCAUCAACUGGUACAAAUCUGUCAUGAGUUCCACGUUCAGAAUCAGUGGGUACCAGCUGAGAAUCAAAGCCCACACAGAUACCUGUCCAUUUGAAAGUGCUUCAGAAUCCUUUAUGGCAUAUUAUCAUAUUAUUUGCUCUUUUUUUGUUGUUGCUAUUUAGUGAGGAUUUAUUGUGUCAGUCUGAAGGGGGCUACAGAAAUGCUUAUAUCAGGUAUCUGUAAUUCUAGCAUCUUAGUUUUGUAUGAAGGGAAUGUCUAUUUUUAAUGCUACUGCCUUCGGUUAGUAAAAUGCACAGAUUGAAGUUCCAGUGGAAGGUCCCCUCAGUUUUUUUUUUGUUUUUUUUUUUUUAAUGUUAUCAUCUAUGCUAUAUAUUUUUUCUCAUUGUGAUGAUCUACUAGAGUAUUUGGCCAUAGAAAUGCUGCAACACAUACUAUUUUUUAUGUCAUGAAACAUUUGGGCUGGAAACCAGGCAACAUUCAAGUAUUGUACUGUGUAAAUAAGAUUAAUAGAAGCUAUAGCGUUGUAUUUAUUGCUUACACCAAGAAUGAAAUGGGGAAAAAAAUGUGAAGUUAUUUUUCAGUUGUGCUUUAUUUUCACUUUGUUCAUAUGAGUCAUACAUUUUAAUUGCUGAAAGUAUUAUGUUUGUGAUCAAUAAAAUAUUACUACAUUUAUUCA